AUGGCUGACCCCCGCGUUGAAGAGAUCCACGACGAGGAGCCCCAGAAGGCGGGCGUUGAGGAUGCCGGCAGCUCUUCUGAGUCCGAGGCUGGCGAUGAGCCCACCAUCCCCGGAGGUGCCGCCGUCACCAUCCACUCUCGUAACGAGAAGAAGGCCAGAAAGGCCAUUGGCAAGCUCGGCCUGAAGCACGUCCCCGGCAUCACUCGUGUCACCCUCCGCCGUCCCAAGAACAUUCUCUUCGUCAUCAACCAGCCCGACGUCUACCGUUCCCCCUCCAGCAACACCUGGAUCAUCUUCGGUGAGGCCAAGAUCGAGGACCUGAACUCCCAGGCCCAGGCCUCCGCUGCCCAGCAGCUCGCUGCUGCUGAGGCCGCCGCCGGUGGUGAGCACGCCGGUCACGACCACGAGCACGACCUCGGCACCGCCAAGGCCCCCGAGACCGAGGCCAAGAAGGACGAGGAGGAGGACGAUGGAGAGGCUGUUGACGAGUCUGGCCUCGAGGCUAAGGACAUCGAACUGGUUAUGGCCCAGGCUAAUGUGUCACGCAAGAAGGCCGUCAAGGCUCUACGGGAGAACGACAACGAUAUCGUGAACUCGAUCAUGGCUCUCAGCAUAUGA
Messenger RNA from Aspergillus melleus, 618 nucleotides. RefSeq names its product nascent polypeptide-associated complex subunit alpha (gene EGD2). Gene Ontology annotation, cellular component: cytoplasm; nascent polypeptide-associated complex. Bases 1 to 618 code for a protein of 205 amino acids. The transcript has 3 exons. Gene Ontology annotation, biological process: protein targeting to membrane. NCBI's taxonomy places the organism in Eukaryota, Fungi, Ascomycota, Eurotiomycetes, Eurotiales, Aspergillaceae. The record is from RefSeq and is a predicted model, not a curated record.